Messenger RNA from Symbiodinium pilosum, 990 nucleotides. NCBI's taxonomy places the organism in Eukaryota, Dinophyceae, Suessiales, Symbiodiniaceae. The record is from the annotation of a GenBank genome assembly.
AUGCCGGGUCGCAGCCUGCGUGGUGCAGAGGACACCAGGCAGCUGCAAAGCGUACCAGACUCCACUCCACGUGUUGGGGCACCUCAAUGUGAGCCAGGCUAUGUGGACGUCACCAUGGGGAACGCAUUCUACCCUUGGGCUUGUGCCUCAUCCUGUGCGGGUGGUCAGUGGUUUGCCACUGCAGACUGCAAUUGCGCCUGCGCGAGACCGGGGCAGCCAAUUUACUCUCCGCCGGCCAGCGGGAGCAUUGGCUCCGUGACCUCCAAUCCAGCCCCUGUCACCACCCGCCCCCAGACAACCAUGGCCUAUGUUCCCGUGCAGCCAAGUCCGCCUCCGAGUUAUGUGGCACCAGAGCCGAGAACCACCCUAGCCCCGACGACUACACCAAGCACGGCAGCCUCGAAAGCAGGGACUUUGGAUGGGGGAGAUUUCCCCGUUGCCGCGGCAGCCGUGGUGGCUGGCGGUCUGCUGUUGUGUGGGGCUAUUGCCUGCAUGUGGCUGGCUACGGUACCUCAGAAGUCGAUGGCGGACUUACGGGUUGCCGAGGUUCCUGCGGUGACAGUCCAUGCACCGGCUGAGAAGUGCCCCCAGCCAAAUAACGCAGAGCAACCUCCGCGCUCACGCACAAGCAGCAAGAUGUCAACGGUUUCAGUGUCAUCAGACCGUGCUUUGAUCCCCGGAUCUCGGGUCAGCAGCCAGGUGAGCUGCAAUACGCAAAGCUCGGUCCCGCUGCGGAUGGCGGCGAAGGGUUGGGAGACUUCAAGCACUACCUCCAGCACAUUGCCACCCACGAUCGUGAACUCGACACUCUGGGCGCACCAUGUGGACGGAAACAUAGAAAGCAUGUCUGGGAGUGAAAGCCGCCAGCUGACGCCUGAGCGCUCGCGAGGCUCAUCCAAGCUGUCACGCGUGGAGCCAGACACUGGGUCCCGUCGCUCCAGCAAGUCUUCCAGCAAGUCCUCAGGACGCUAUGCCCCGAGCCAGGGGUAG